This is a messenger RNA of Sporothrix brasiliensis 5110, 921 nucleotides long. Its product is annotated as translation initiation factor 3 subunit G. The record is from RefSeq and is a predicted model, not a curated record. Bases 1 to 921 code for a protein of 306 amino acids. The transcript has a single exon. Gene Ontology annotation, molecular function: RNA binding; translation initiation factor activity. Lineage: Eukaryota; Fungi; Ascomycota; Sordariomycetes; Ophiostomatales; Ophiostomataceae. Gene Ontology annotation, cellular component: eukaryotic translation initiation factor 3 complex; cytoplasm.
AUGUCGACAGCCGCGCUGCCGAACCGUGCCAAGCACGACUGGGCCGACGACGAGGACAUUGACGAGACCGCCGUCAGCACCGAGCUGCCGCCGCCGCAGACCAUCAGCAACAAGGAUGGCACCAAGACCACCAUCAGCUACCGCUUCAACGAGCAGGGCCAAAAGGUCAAGACCACACGCCGCAUCCGCUUCAUCACCCACCGUGAGGUCGUCAACCCCCGCGUCGCCAACCGCAUGACGCUCUCCAAGUUCGGCCUGUCGGCCAAGGACCCUGCCGGCCCGGCCACCGACACCACCUCCAUCGCCGAGAACAUCAUCUUCCGCCCCAGCUCCAACUGGCGCAAAGACGCCAAGGACGAGGCCAAGGACCCCAACGCCAACGCCCUCAAGGACAAGCUCAAGGACAAGAAGGUCAAGUGCCGUAUUUGCAACGGCGAGCAUUUCACCGCCCGCUGUCCCUACAAGGACACCAUGGCGCCCAUCGGCGAGACUGCCGGCGCUGCCGACACGGGCGCCGACGAUGACGAGGGCGCCGCCUCGCGUGCGGGCGCGGCCGGCGGCGACGGCAAGAAGGGCUCGUACGUGCCCCCCGCGCUGCGGGGCGGUGCGGCGGCCGCGGGUGCCGGCAGCAGCAUGGCGGGUGCCGGUGGCAAGUACGGCGAGCGCGACGACUUUGCGACGCUGCGCGUGACGAAUGUGUCGGAGCUGGCCGAGGAGCAGGAGCUGCGCGAUAUGUUCGAGCGGUUCGGCCGGGUAACGCGUGUGUUCCUGGCCAAGGACCGCGACACGGGUCUGGCCAAGGGCUUUGCGUUUGUCAGCUUUGCCGAUCGGACGGAUGCAGUCAAGGCGUGCGAGAAGAUGGACGGCUUUGGUUUCAAGCACCUCAUUAUACGCGUGGAGUUUGCCAAGAAGGCAACCUAA